AUGUCGGCACAAGCAGCGGCCCUCCAAGACAGUUGCGCUGAUUUCCAAGCCCCACCACAACCCGCAGAGUUCUGCACAGUCGACAGGGUGGAUUGGAGACAACCAUACAUGGAUUUCAUCCAAAAUGGCAAAUUACCCAGCGACAGGAAAACGGCUCUAAGAAUUCAAAAGAAAGCGGCGCGUUUCUUCAUGCAUGAGAGGAUCAUGUACCGCAGAAGCUACAGUAACGCGGUACUAAGGUGCUUAUCAGCCAAGAAGGCUGCUGAAGUAAUGAAUCGUUCACACAAUACAGAACAUCAAGCAAUGCGGAAGUUGUUCCUGCAACUCUAUGAUGGCGGGUUUUACUGGCCCACCAUGGAAAGUGAUAUCAACUGCCAAACACAUGGGAACAUAAUCAGAAAUCCCCACACCCUACUGCAUAGCAUGGUAACGCCAUGGCCAUUCCACGGUUGGGAUUUAGACAUUAUAGGAAAGAUCAACCCGAUGUCCUCGAAACGCCAUAAGUAA
This is a messenger RNA of Papaver somniferum (opium poppy), 507 nucleotides long. RefSeq lists its product as uncharacterized. The transcript has a single exon. Lineage: Eukaryota; Viridiplantae; Streptophyta; Magnoliopsida; Ranunculales; Papaveraceae. The coding region runs from base 1 to 507 and encodes 168 amino acids. The record is from RefSeq and is a predicted model, not a curated record.